AUGGCAGACAGAUCAGCCACUCUAUUAGGAACAUUACGCUUUUUGGUUGCGGCUGAUUAUCUCAGUGUCUUGGGCAUCGUGCAGCGCUGCUAUGAUUUCCUGCAUGAGCAGCUCUGCCUCAACAACUGCAUUGGCCUUCUUAAAAUCGCCGAUGUCUACUGCGUAAACGAGCUGCACCAGUCUGCAUUCAACUUCAUCUUGAAAAACUUUAAGGAGGUUGCCAUCAGCUCAAACGAGUUCCCAGAACUAAGUCUUGAACAACUUUCUGACAUCAUACAGCAGGAUGAGCUGAAUGUCAGAGAAGAGGAUGUGGUGUUUGACGCCAUCCUCCGGUGGAUCGAGCACGAGCCUGCCACCCGAGAGGCCCACAUUUCAGCUCUGUUGCCCAAGAUUCGGAUGGCUCGUAUGGAUCCGGAGUACUUUAUGAAGAUCGUCAAAGCCAACGAUCUGGUGAAGGCCAAUGCGGCGUGCAGGCCAAUUAUCACUGAUGUCAUGAAGGUCAUCUAUGAUCUUCAUGAUGAAAGUCCAUUCUCUGAUUUUGAGAACCCACUGAUCCGCCCGCGCUUGCCCUCUGACAUUUUGCUGGCUGUUGGUGGAUGGAACAUGCGCACGACAAACUGCAUUGAUGCAUAUGACACACGGGCCGACCGCUGGGUGGAUAUCACGCAGGAGGAGCAGAGCAACCUAGCUGGUCAUGGCACGGUGUACCAUGAUGGGUUUGUGUACUGCAUUGGGGGGUUUGAUGGGCAAAAUUUCAUCAAUACCUUGCGCAGAUACGACCCGAUCACACGAGCAUGGCAGCAGAUGGCCCCCAUGCACUGGCAUCGAUGUAAUGUUAGUGUGGUCGUGCUCGAUGGGCUCAUCUACGCCAUGGGUAUUGGUUUCAGGCCCCUCAACAUCGUAGAGUGCUACAACCCAAUAACCAAUGAAUGGACCCAGAUCGAGCACAUGAAUGAGAGGAGAAACGAUGCCAGCGCCACCACCCUGAAUGGCAAGCCUUGGAGUCACGGCGUAUAA
This is a messenger RNA of Brienomyrus brachyistius, 1017 nucleotides long. RefSeq names its product kelch-like protein 10. The transcript has 4 exons. NCBI's taxonomy places the organism in Eukaryota, Metazoa, Chordata, Actinopteri, Osteoglossiformes, Mormyridae. The record is from RefSeq and is a predicted model, not a curated record. The coding region runs from base 1 to 1017 and encodes 338 amino acids. Gene Ontology annotation, molecular function: protein binding.